This is a messenger RNA of Desarmillaria tabescens, 1162 nucleotides long. RefSeq lists its product as uncharacterized. Gene Ontology annotation, biological process: peroxisome fission. The transcript has 6 exons. Gene Ontology annotation, cellular component: peroxisomal membrane. The record is from RefSeq and is a predicted model, not a curated record. NCBI's taxonomy places the organism in Eukaryota, Fungi, Basidiomycota, Agaricomycetes, Agaricales, Physalacriaceae. Bases 43 to 993 code for a protein of 316 amino acids.
CCGUGUGGACCGUCACUGUUCUCCCUACCAACUGCAAGCAUUAUGUCGCUUUCCAAGCCCUUCACGGUCUCUAGGAUUAACGAUUUGAUUCUCGGGUCGUUCUCCGCGUUUCCGCCCUCUGCAACAUUGGACCACCUGGUGCGGUAUUUGGGAACAUGGAGUGGUAGCGAUAAAUUGUUCAUGGUGCUACAAUAUACCCUGAAAUUACUGGUGCCUCUCUUGAAUCUGCGAGCGCGCCUGCAGUGUCGAGCUGGACUGAGGAAGGACCCUACGAGCUCGGCUGCUGUCGAGAUAGCCAAAUUUGCAAAAAUCAUCAAUGAUUCACGGACUUUGUGGAGAUUCUGGGGCCUGUUGCCCAUAUUCCAGUGGCUGAUCUCUCUGGAGAGGAACCCCCAGCCGACGCGUAAUUUGCUUACCAUUGAGCGGUUACAAGGGUGGUCGAUGUUGGGCUACUACCCUCUUGAACAUCUUAGUUAUCUCACAUCCCGGGAUAUCAUCCCCUCCACUAUCUCUCCUCCUCUUGCUCCUCAAAAAGCCAUUACACUGAAGCCAGGACCUAUGGGAAUGUGGUCCUGCCGCUUUUGGGCCGCGUAUAUCAUUCUUCAGUUCGCUCACUUGAGAGAGGACCGGAAGCUAUUGCUGUCGCGACAACGUACGUUGCGCAAGGCGAAAGGCGCGGGAAUCACUGAGUCGGAAAAGAUGGAAAUACGGAAUCGAUGGGACUCGUAUUGGAAUGAGAUGGUGCUGAACUUGGGGAAUCUUCCGCUUGCUCUUCACUGGUCAACCGAGAAAGGUUUCAUCAAGAAUGAGGUUUGGGUCGAUAUCCUUUGCCUCAUCACUGCAUUAGCAUCCUUCCGUGGUGGCUGGAGAGCGACGGCUUUACCCUCUCCUCCUCCUCCGGCUCCUACGCCUGCCGAAGUAGUAGUUCCUCCGACGGAAGCUAAGGAAGCUAGUGCGGACGUUCCGACGGUGGCGUACGACGUCUCCGGCUAAGAGGUGUGCCACUCGGAUAUCUGCGCUACAAAGAAGCAGAAAGAAGAUAAUUAAGCAGAGGGAUGGAAAAGUACCGCAACUAUCUAUGCAAAAAGUCGCUUAUUCCCAUUGUACAUUAUUUAUAUGGAGCUGGAAGAAAUGUGGCUAAUUUAUUUAUGUCUUGAUCUUC